Messenger RNA from Molossus molossus (Pallas's mastiff bat), 2407 nucleotides. RefSeq names its product interleukin 27 receptor subunit alpha (gene IL27RA). Gene Ontology annotation, biological process: cytokine-mediated signaling pathway; positive regulation of activated T cell proliferation. The transcript has 14 exons. NCBI's taxonomy places the organism in Eukaryota, Metazoa, Chordata, Mammalia, Chiroptera, Molossidae. Bases 4 to 1962 code for a protein of 652 amino acids. Gene Ontology annotation, molecular function: interleukin-27 receptor activity; interleukin-12 receptor binding; interleukin-23 binding. The record is from RefSeq and is a predicted model, not a curated record. Gene Ontology annotation, cellular component: interleukin-23 receptor complex; interleukin-12 receptor complex; external side of plasma membrane.
GCCAUGAGGGGGGCCUGGGCCGCGCCCUGCCGGCUGCUGCCUCUGCUGUUGCUGCUGUUCCACUGGACAAGUGCCAAGGGCAGCACUGGGCCCCUGCAGUGCUAUGGUGUUGGACCCUUAGGCGACUUGAACUGCUCAUGGGAGUCUCUUGGAGACCUGGGAGCACCCUCCACCCUGCACCUCCAGAGCCAGAAGUAUCAUUCCAACAGAACCUGGACUGUGGCAGUGCCUGCUGGUCAGAGCUGGGUGACCAUCCCAAGGGAACAGUUCACCACAUCUGAUGAACUCCUUAUCUGGGGGACCAAGGCCAGCCAGCCUCUCUGGCUCCCAGUAUUCGUGAAUCUGGAGACACAAAUGAAGCCAGAAGCCCCCCAACUGGACCCUGAUGUGGACUUUUCAGAGGAUGACUCCCUGGAGGCCACUAUCCAAUGGUCCCCACCUGCCUGGCCACCCCAUAAGGUCCUGGUCUGCCAGUUCCACUACCGAAGAUGCCAGCAGAUGGCUUGGACCCUGCUGGAAAGAGAACUGAAGUCCAUACCCCUGGCCCCUGUUGAGAUCCAGGACCUAGAGCUAGCCACUGGCUAUGAGGUGUCUGGCCGCUGCCGAAUGGAGAAAGAAGAAAAUCUGUGGGGCGAGUGGAGUCCCAUUCUGUCCUUCCAGACACUGCCCUCUGCUCCAAAAGAUGUCUGGAUAUCGGGGAACCUCUGUGGGACACAAAAUGGACAGAAAUCCCUGCUUCUGUGGAAGGCCCCAGGGCACUGUGUGCAGGUGAGCUAUAGACUCUGGUUCCAAGUAAAAGGUCAGGAGCUGAUCCUCCAGGAGGCUCCCUGCUGUAGCUUCUCCAUCCCAACCCAGGCAGAGUGGGUUGCUGUGUCUGCCAUCAAUGCCACAAGCUGGGAGCCUCUCACCAACCUUUCUCUCGUCUGCUUGGGUUCAGACUCUGCCCCCCAUGGCGUGGUGGUCAGCAGCAUUGCUGGGAGCACGGAGCUGCUGGUGACUUGGCAACAGGGGUCCGGGGAGCCGCAGGAGCAUGUAGUGGACUGGGCUCAAGACGGGGCGCCCCUGGAGAACCUCAAAUGGGUCCGGCUUCCCCCUGGGAACCUCAGUGCUCUGUUGCCAGGGAAUUUUGAAGGAGGGGUGCCCUACCGAAUCACAGUGACUGCGGUCUCUCCAGAGGGCUUGUAUCCUGCCCCCUCAGUCUGGAGGUUCAGAGAGGAGCUAGCACCUUUAGUGGGGCCAGCGCUUUGGCGACUCCAGGAUGUCCCCCCAGGAACCCCCACCAUAGCGUGGGGAGAAGUCCCAAGGCACCAACUUCGGGGCCAUCUCACCCACUACACUUUGUGUGCACAGAGUGGGACCAGGCCUUCUGUCUGCAUGAAUGUGAGUGGCAGCGUCCAGAAAAUCACCCUGCCCAACCUUCCCUGGAGUCCCUGUGAGCUGUGGAUGAUGGCGUCCACAAUAGCAGGACAGGGCCCACCUGGUCCCAGCCUCUGGCUUCAUCUACCAGAUAAUACCCUAAAGUUGGACAUUCUGUCAGGUAUCCUUCUCCUGUGGGGCUUGAUCCUGAUGGGCUGUUGCAUGAGCCUAGCCACUUCUAGAAGGUGCCUCCACCUAUGGUACAAGGUACUGCCCCAUUGGGUCUGGGAGAAGGUCCCCGAUCCUGCCAACAGUAAUUCUAGCCCGCCCCAUGUAGAGGAGGUACCCCAGGCCCAGCCCCCAGGGGACUUGCCUAUCCUGGAAGUGGAGGAGAUGGAGCUGCUACCAGUUACAGAACCCCUCCAGACCUCCCCCCGGCUUGAUUCUGGGUAUGAGAAACACUUCCUGCCCACACCUGAGGAGCUGGGCCUUGUGGGGCCCCUGUCCUCAGGGCCCAGGUUUUGGCCUGAACUGAUUCCAGGCCAGGAGAGGAGUGCUUAUUUGACAGCUGAAGACAGACUCAGGGAGACUGAGCCACUUGCCUGAGGAUACCCAGCCAGAAAGAGCUGAGAUUGAAAGACUCCUACAGAGAAGGGCCUGGCCAUAUAGGGAAUGUAUGGAUAGAUGAGGGAACAAAGGAAAAUACACAAAAUCGAGAGUGGCAGUCACCUCCCCAAAUCUGUCCUGCUGCUGUAACAGAACUGUAACUGGGUGCACUCCCAGCCUCCCUUGCAGCUAGGUGUGGCCAUGUAUGGAGUUCUCACCAGUGUAAUGUGAGUAGAAUUGACUUGUGCCAAAGCUGGUGCUGGAUGGGGCUCCCUCAUAUUCUCUUCCCUUUUCCAUGAGCUGGAAAAAUGUCAGUGUGCCCAUAAUUUAGCUCUAGCCAGACCCAAGGGAAGGGUGGGAACAAGAAAUGGAAAGGAACUUGAAUCCCCAAGUGACUUCAUAGAUCAGAGCCACCCAGAGAAAUAAACUUAUACUUUUAUAGCUA